CUCAGGUGAUCCAGACUCCUUGGCUUCCCAAAGUGCUGGGAUUACAGGUGUGAAUUACCACGCCCAGCCGAGUCCAGGUUUUUCUGACUCCCAGUUCUUAAUUAUUUCCAGGAAACCAGACUGUCUUACUUCCUGGGUUAGGAGUUUACUUAGAUCAUGAAUCUGUUUAACAGGAGCCUCAUUGUGCACACAAGCCUCCUUCCUACAUAGAGACGUCAUUCCCAGCAUUCCUAAACACAUUCCAGAGACACACUGCCCUGGUUGUGUAUUUCCUUCUUUUGAGUGGAGGCUUGUUGGUUGCAGAUGGGGGAUUGUCACUGAGGUAGCUCAGAAAAAGUGAUAUCACCAGUUGAGAGUGGUAUGUUUUGAAACAAAUCCAGUUCUGAAUUAAAUUAAAAUCGGAUUCACAGUGUUUCCUUUGACUACUUCUUUUAAGGCCAAAACUCUGAAGAAAUGCAUUGUAGGAAUUAUGAAGCUUGGAGAGGAUUCUGGGAAGAUGGAGUAGGAAUCUAUGUCCUCUACUUAGAGGACAACUGUGGUGUCAGAAUCUGUGGUGUAACUGUUUUGGAAACUCCAGAGUCUCUUGAAGGCUUGCAACUUCACAGGGAAUGCUUGUACAUUAGAUUGUGGUUAAUUUUGGUCAGUCCUUAGCAGGUACCCGUCCUCCACUGCAGGCCUGUAGCAGGCAGCUGUGUGUUCUAGAGCUUGUAGAAACCAAGGUGGGCAAAAAGGACCCUGUCCUACAGAUAUCAGGGAUCUGUGCUCUCAUUGCUGCUGCUGCUUCUAAUAGCAGAAGUACAGUGAAGAAAGAGUGGCUGCUGACAUUGUACCUCCCUCAGUUGUUGCAACCCUCUCCCUCUCUGGCUAAAGUUACUUCCAGGGGAUUUAAAGGGCUGGCACUUUUUUUACACCCUCAUUUUUCCCUUUGUCCUUUUUUGGGAGCCAGACAUCGAAGACCAGGACAUUCAAAACUGCUAGGAAAUUUCAAAAGUCACCACACCUGCCCAGAGGAAGGCGCUGGCUCAGAACGGGCCUGAGAAGACUUGAAGUUUAAACCUCAGGCUGAUCAUUUGCACAGAGACAGUCUGUAACAACAACAAAAACAAAAAUAUGAAAAUGGGUAACAGGAAAUCCUGGGGAAGGGGAGAGUCUGGUUUCCAGAGGUACAUUAUUAGAUUUAAGUGUUCACUUUUCAGCAAAAGGUCACAAGGCAAACAAAGCCACAAUAAAGUAUAACCCAUCAAAAGGAAGAAAAGGAACCAUCAGAAUCUGUCCCUGAGUAAGACCAUAUGACAGACCUGUUAGGCAGAGACUUUAAAACAACUGUUUACAACUGUCUUAAAGAUGUCCAAAGAACUAAAUGAAGAGACAUGGAGAAAGUCAAGAAAACACUGUAUGAAUAAAAAGAUAGAAAACAUAAAAGGAAACCAAAAUAUUCUAGAGGUGAAAAGUACCCUAGAGGGAUUCGGAGGCAGAGUUGAACAGGUAGAGGAAAGAAUCAGCGAGUCAGAAGAUAGGACAAUGGAAGUUUUUGAGAGUGAGGAACAGAAAAAAAGGAGAAGAAAAAUGAACAGAGACUGAGGGACCUUUGGGACACUGUCAAAUGGACCAGCAUACGCAUUGCGGGUGUCUUGAGAAGGAGAAGAGCUAGAGAAUGAGUCAGAGAGAAUAUCUGAAGCAGUGAUGACUGAAAACUUUCCAAAUUUGAUGAAAUGUGAAUGUAAACAUCCCAGAAGCUCAACAAACUCAAAGUAGGAUGAACUCAAAGAGACCCACCCUGGGAUGCAUUUAUAAUGAAACUGUAUAUACCCAAAGACAGAUUCUUGAAAGCAGCAAGAGAGUCACUCAUCGCAUACAAGGGAUCAUCAGACCUAAAGUGAUCCAGACUUCUGCGGCAAAUUUUUCUCUAAAUAAUAGCAAAAAGCUAAAGCCAAUUCAAAUACUUUCAAAUCCACUGUCUACAUAUAAUCAGCAACUAUGGCUGACAUGUGUUGUUGAGUUGGAUCAAUCAAAAGAAACUUCCAUUAAGACAAGCUUUCCCAUGACUGUUAAAGUCGAUGGUGUAGCUCAAGAUGGAACCACGAUGUACAUUCAUAACAAAGUUCACAACCGGACAAGGACCCUCACAUGUGCAGGGAAAUGUGCAGAAAUUAUUGUGGCUCACCUUGGCUACCUGAAUUAUACUCAGUAUACAGUGAGAGUGGGAUUUGAACACCUGAAGCUCCCCAUCAAGGGAAUGAACUUCACAUGGAAGACUUAUGACCCUGCCUUCUCCCGUUUGGAAAUCUGGUUCCGGUUUGUCUUUGUGGUGCUCACCUUCAUCGUCACUUGCCUGUUUGCGCAUUCGCUCCGGAAAUUUUCCAUGAGAGACUGGGGCAUCGAGCAGAAGUGGAUGUCUGUCCUCCUGCCUCUGCUGCUACUUUACAAUGAUCCGUUCUUCCCCCUCUCCUUCCUGGUGAACAGCUGGCUCCCGGGGAUGCUGGAUGACCUCUUUCAGUCUAUGUUUUUGUGCGCCUUGCUGCUCUUCUGGCUUUGUGUGUACCACGGGAUUCGCGUCCAGGGAGAAAGAAAGUGUUUAACUUUCUAUUUGCCUAAAUUCUUCAUUGUCGGACUAUUGUGGUUGGCUUCUGUUACACUAGGAAUAUGGCAAACAGUUAAUGAAUUACACGAUCCAAUGUACCAGUAUCGAGUUGACACCGGAAAUUUUCAGGGAAUGAAGGUCUUCUUCAUGGUGGUGGCAGCGGUGUACGUCCUGUACCUCUUGUUUUUGAUAGUGCGGGCGUGUUCCGAGCUGCAACACAUGCCUUAUGUGGAUCUCAGGUUAAAAUUUUUGACCGCAUUGACUUUUGUAGUACUUGUCAUUAGCAUUGUCAUCCUUUAUUUGCGAUUUGGAGCACAAGUACUGCAAGACAAUUUUGUAGCAGAGCUGUCCACUCACUACCAGAAUUCAGCCGAGUUCUUAUCUUUCUAUGGCUUGCUGAACUUUUAUCUCUACACCUUGGCCUUUGUGUAUUCUCCGUCGAAGAAUGCCCUCUAUGAGUCCCAGCUGAAAGACAACCCUGCCUUCUCCAUGCUCAAUGACUCUGAUGAUGAUGUGAUUUAUGGGAGUGACUAUGAAGAAAUGCCCCUGCAGAACGGCCAGGCCAUCCGGGCCAAGUACAAGGAGGAGUCAGACAGUGACUGAGCCCCUGCCAGGCCAGGGUGAGGUGACAAGGUGCCUGGAUGCUUUCCCUGGUGACCGUUUCCCGACCGUCCCGUUUGACAAGAGAUUUCCUGUUUCUUAUUUGUUUACAUAUUUUUUAAAGGAAAACCAAAACUGAAGGCAAAUUUAAAUGUUUAGCCAAUUUGUUGUCUAAUUGGUAGCUGUGAGGAGAGGUGCUGAUAAAAAGUUUGAACAGUCAAAUCCUUUUUACAAAGAUUUCAGAUGAGAGUGCAUGUUUUCAGUGGUAAGGAGGAAAUUACCCAUUUUUAGUGGAGUCAAUUAUGUACUUUUUUUUUUUUUUUUUUAAAUCAUUCACUGAUUCCAGGUUCAUGGGCAACCCUGUGACUAGGUCCACAGCAUGACAGCAUUACCCGAGUGCUUCCCUUCUCUGUGGUAGUUUUUUGACCCUUUCAACUCAAAGGAAGCCUUUUCUGUAGCUGCUUCAGGGCAGUCCUUCCUCGUUCAGCGGCUAGUGCCCUGGGUAACCAAGUGGCUGAAGUGAUGGGUCACUUACAUAGACUGUGUUUUGUGCAGUGUGUAAGUUACGACUCCUCAGGAAUGGAGGAUGCCUGGGUUCUAACCCUUUACAUCACCACAGGUGAAGUAACAGUGUGGAGUUCUGGGGAGGGUUUGAUAAGCUGAAUAAGGAAAGGCUAAGAUAAUUUGCAGGUUACCAACUCCCGUGGGGAAGGUCUUAUUGCCAUGGUGCUUUUCAGGGGCUUGUGUGUGCACACACAUGACUGUGAAUGAUUUCCCUGUGGCUGGUGUGGGCAGGAGAGGAACCCUUACUAUUCUAAUAAAUAGCAGUUUCUGCAGUUCUGUUGAACAUGAAAUGCUAUAGAGUUUUUGUUGUUGUUUUUUUUUUUUUU
Molecule: messenger RNA, 4071 nt
Organism: Sapajus apella (tufted capuchin)
Lineage: Eukaryota; Metazoa; Chordata; Mammalia; Primates; Cebidae
Gene: TMEM181
Product: transmembrane protein 181
Exons: 16
Coding region: 1757-3184 (475 amino acids)
Molecular function (GO): toxic substance binding
Source: RefSeq, a predicted model, not a curated record